This is a messenger RNA of Fonsecaea multimorphosa CBS 102226, 990 nucleotides long. RefSeq lists its product as uncharacterized. Bases 1 to 990 code for a protein of 329 amino acids. NCBI's taxonomy places the organism in Eukaryota, Fungi, Ascomycota, Eurotiomycetes, Chaetothyriales, Herpotrichiellaceae. Gene Ontology annotation, molecular function: S-adenosyl-L-methionine transmembrane transporter activity. Gene Ontology annotation, cellular component: mitochondrial inner membrane. The record is from RefSeq and is a predicted model, not a curated record. The transcript is spliced from 2 exons.
AUGAUCGAGCAGAAGCAGGAUGAUGUGACAACCCUGCAAGAAGCUCCCCAACGCGGGGGAGAACUCCUCGCGAACUCGCACACUUCACUCUGGACUCGGUCCCUCAUCGCAGGCGCCUUCGCCGGCCUCACGGUCGACUUCUCCCUCUACCCGCUCGACACGAUCAAGACACGACUGCAGUCCAACCUGACAAGUGCCAAAUAUGAUGCAUCAUCCAUCCUCCCGCGGCAUACCAUCCAGGGGACGUUGCGGAGCAUGUACGCGGGACUCCCCUCGGCGUUGCUGGGCUCCAUGCCAUCCGCGGCAUCCUUCUUCGUCGUCUACGACGGCGUCAAAAGAUCACUGAUUGAUCCAACCCGACAGUCUCCCGCGCACCAGGCCUACGCGCACAUGCUAGCCUCGUCACUGGGGGAGAUCGCGGCCUGCGCGAUCCGCGUGCCGACCGAGGUGGUCAAGCAGCGCGCUCAGGCGGGGUUGUUCGGCGGCUCGACGCUCCUCGCACUACAGGACAUACUCUCGCUCAGAAAAACCGACGGCUACACCACCAUGAUCCGGGAGCUGUACAGAGGAGGCGGCGUGACCAUCAUGCGCGAGAUCCCUUUCACCAUCACCCAGUUCAGCCUGUGGGAAUACUUCAAGACGUCCUACUCGGAGCGACAGCACAGAAUGGCCGGUCGCCCUGAGGGACUGGUCACCGCUUCCGAGAGCGCAAUCUUUGGCAGUGUCGCGGGGGGUAUUGCCGCAGGAUUCACAACCCCCUUGGACGUGCUCAAGACAAGGAUCAUGCUCGCUCGCAAGGAGGCAGGCGGUGGCACUUCCUCAACUCGAGCCGGCCCCGUCAAAGUCCUGCAGCAGAUCUGGCGGGACGAAGGCCCCCCAGGCCUGUUUCGUGGCUUCGUGCCCCGCGUUGGUUGGAUCAGUACCGGGGGUGCGAUAUUUCUCGGAACGUACCAAUAUGUCUGGAAUCUCCUCGGGGCCGAAGAAGCAUAG